AUGAGUUCCCAGAGAGCAGACAAUGUGUCCCAGGACUCUGGCGACACCUCUAACACGGGUACGGGAAAUGUUGGUCCUAUAACCUGGGACGAUGCCACUUGGAUCCUCACAAGUUCGUUUAUUAUUUUCACCAUGCAGUCAGGUUUUGGACUUUUGGAAGCAGGCUUUGUUUGCGGUCAAAAUCAUAUCAACCUAAUGUGCAAUGCUCCUGGUUUUGGACUGCUUGAGGUAGGAUGUGUUUCGGGAAGGAACGAGGUGAAUAUCAUGAUGAAGAAUGCCGUCGAUGUUAUCUUUGGUGGUAUAUCUUAUUGGGCCGUAGGAUAUGGUCUCACAUUUGGAAUGGAUUAUGGUUCGAAUCCAUUCUGUGGCAUUGGUGACUUCUUCGUUGACUCUAAUGACGAACGAAUGGGUCUUCUAUUUGCAACGUUUGUUUUCCAGUUGUCCUUUGCUACAACGGCGACAACCAUAGUCUCAGGCGCUAUGGCAGAACGGACCAAGUUGCUGUCGUAUAUAUUGUUUUCUGUGUUGAACACGUUGGUGUAUUGUAUCCCUGCUCACUGGGAGUGGGCGACCAAUGGUUUCCUUCGAACCAUGGGAUGUGUCGAUAUUGCAGGUUCCGGUGCAGUGCAUCUUACUGGUGGUGUUUCCGCUUUGGUGGCCGCCAUCAUUCUUCAACCCCGUUUGGGAAGGUACGAUAAGGGAACUGGUCAGAAAACGCCACCGAAUCCUGUCAGCGCUCUCGUCGGCAUGUUUAUGCUUUGGUGGGGUUGGCUUGCCUUCAAUUGUGGAAGUACGUUUGGAAUCUCUGGUGGAAAAUGGCAGCUUGCAUCAAAAUCUGCUGUUACAACACUGAUCGGCUCUAUGGGUGGAGGUGCCACAGGUGUCAUAAUCUCCUUCAUCAUAAACAAUAGGAAGUACAAUGUGGACUAUCUAGUGAACUCCGUACUUUGUGCUCUAGUCUCGAUCACAGCUGGAUGUGCCGUGAUCAGACCAUGGGAAGCCCUCAUCAUCGGCUCUAUAGGAGGCGUCCUAGCUAUAUGCUCGACAAAGCUCAUGGACAAGCUGAAGAUAGAUGAUCCUGUCGGUGCCACAGGUGUGCACGGAGCCGGUGGAAUAUGGGGCAUGUUAGCGGUCGGCUUGUUCGCCGAGAAUGAUUCCUUGGAGAACACGACUCGAGGGCGGUCCGGAGUGUUUCACGGAGGUGGUUUCUACUUGAUAGGAAUACAACUUCUCUCGGUCGUCUGCUUGAUAACUUGGAGUGCGCUGACUUCCUUUAUUUUACUUAUAAUUAUUAAGUACACUGUUGGCCUCCGUCUGAGUGAGGAGGAGGAACGCCUUGGCGCAGACUUCGUUGAGCACAACAUUGGCGCGGACAUACUCGGAGGACAGUUCCUAGGUAGACCGGACAGUGCAUUUGACAUGCGACGCCGGGGCACGUUACCAUGUACCCAGACCGAUGAACCCCAAACAGUCGACAGUAACGACAAAAGACGCCGCGAGUCUGCCACCUCCAGAAAGCUGAAAACCGCGACCCAACAGCAACGCGGGAAAACCACGACUCCACAGCAACGCGGAUUACUCCGACGACAAGAUAAAGUCGUGCCUGACACCAUACCAGGACAAUGUAUUCUUUAUCAAUAAUAUACUACAAGACAAGCAGCGCCUGACAGUUCUAGUGAAGUACAAUGUGAUCUUUAUAGAGUAGAUCUUUAUACAACAGAUCACGUAAAUCUGAAACAUUCGGGUAUAUGUUAUUUGUGCAGUUAUGCAGUUGGUCGGAUGUGUGAUUUCAUAACUACAGGUAGAUUUAAGAUGAAUGGGACACGGCAGGUUUUCGGAUGGACCACUUUUGGGUGAGCGUCGAUCUUCUGAAUUGGAAAGAAUCGCCAGAAAAAUGCAAUAAUUUGGUGAAACAAAAUUAACUGGAUCUCUAUUUUAACCAUAUGUGACCGCGCCGUCGCUGCCGUCCAUCUCUGGGAAGGGAAAACACAAAACUUAACCUUAAUGAAAUAGCAGUGUCUUUUUCAUCUUGACAGUUGACGUCUUGUUAAUCGCUAUCAUGGCUAGCCGUAGUGUAAGUUCGUCAUGAGGGGGAUUGGGAAUGAGGUUGGGCAGUAAUUAUCGAAGGGAGGGGAUUUCCAUGGCUUUUGAAACUACUGGUGGUUGUAAAAGGGAUUACUUACAACAACGUUACAUACAAUGCCCGUGUUAUAAUCUGUAUUACCCGGGGUAUCACAAUAAUAUGACGUCACACUCUUAACAAGGUGAGUACGAUACCGAUGUGAUCAUAUUACUGUGACGUCAUAUAUAGCAGAUGUUAGAAUGAUAUUCAUGGGAUCACAUUAUCGUGACGUCACAUGUUAUACUAUGUUAGUAUAUUUACAUUUGCUCCGCAUUUCCCCAUUGACACAAUGCUAAGAGGCAGUUGCCACCAUACGCCUAUAACACCCAGUGCCUCAGGCUAUAACACCCAGUGAGUCAUGUGACAUUAAAAAAGGCAGGUUUAGCUUUUUUUCAAAGUUGACGGAAAUGGUAAGACAAUGUAAAUAUAAGUGGUUUUAAUGUUGUUAUAGUUGAUAUGUCCACAGUGUUAGUAUGACAUCAAACUACUGUGUCGUCAUAUGUACUACAGUGUUAGUGGUAAUGUGAUGUCAUAUGUAGUACACGUACAAUGUCACCAUUAAUGAGUUAUACAUGUGAUCACGAAUUACUUCAACUUAACUUUAUGUUAUGUUUUUAUUGUUCCAGUGUUUAGCUGUCAUUUUAAUAAAAGUCUAGGUAAAUGCACAUUGUCAAAGCACACUCAGUACCUGUAUGUGUAUACUCAAGUCAUUAUAGAUAUUGUCCAAUUUAACGAUAGUAAGCUGUGAUGGAUAUUUUUCAUGGAAUUUAAACAUGUUCAUAUUUUUUGGGAGAUGAGUUUAUUCAGUAAACAACUAUACACAGAUUGUACAUUGUUACAUUAUUUUUGUAAAUAAAAAUGCAUCAACCUUACUUCUGAGAAUUUCACCUCAAUUUAUGUUUAUUUAAAUUACGUUAUUGAAGAAAAAAAAACAAUGUUGGCCAUUAUCUUCAAUAAUUUAAAAGUCUCAUUGUUAUAUUGCGUAAAAUUCAAUUUCAAAGUUCUGAUGAAAUGUCAUAAUUAUUAAAUCGUUGUUAAGG
Molecule: messenger RNA, 3162 nt
Organism: Pecten maximus
Lineage: Eukaryota; Metazoa; Mollusca; Bivalvia; Pectinida; Pectinidae
Product: putative ammonium transporter 3
Exons: 9
Coding region: 1-1641 (546 amino acids)
Biological process (GO): ammonium homeostasis; ammonium transmembrane transport
Cellular component (GO): plasma membrane
Molecular function (GO): ammonium channel activity
Source: RefSeq, a predicted model, not a curated record